Messenger RNA from Protobothrops mucrosquamatus (brown spotted pit viper), 1572 nucleotides. It is a transcript of the gene GPR176, whose product is annotated as G protein-coupled receptor 176. Gene Ontology annotation, cellular component: plasma membrane. The transcript is spliced from 3 exons. The record is from RefSeq and is a predicted model, not a curated record. Gene Ontology annotation, molecular function: G protein-coupled receptor activity. Gene Ontology annotation, biological process: G protein-coupled receptor signaling pathway. NCBI's taxonomy places the organism in Eukaryota, Metazoa, Chordata, Lepidosauria, Squamata, Viperidae. Bases 1 to 1572 code for a protein of 523 amino acids.
AUGGGCUACAAUGCAAGCUGGGCUUCAGCCAACGCGAGCGAGCGCGGUCCCUUUCAGGCUGUCAAAAGCUUGAACGCAUCCGGUGCUCCUCAAAUCGUGGGAAUCAACCGAAGCGCCCACGCGGUCGGGACGUCAGAAUACGAGGCAUAUAGGGAAGGAGAACAAACAUAUCGACAUUUUACUACCGUUAUGCAGGUUGUCAUCUUAAUAGGUUCUCUGCUAGGAAACGUGGUGGUCUUGUGGUCGACGUGCAGGACAUCAGUUUUUAAGUCAGUAACAAAUCGAUUUAUUAAGAACCUGGCCUGUUCUGGGAUCUGUGCCAGCCUUGUCUGUGUGCCUUUUGACAUUGUUCUCAGUACCAGUCCACACUGCUGUGGAUGGAUCUACACCGUGAUCUUCUGUAAAGUCAUAAAAUUCUUGCAUAAGGUCUUCUGCUCAGUGACCAUCCUGAGUUUUCCCGUCAUUGCUCUGGAUCGGUACUAUUCAGUCUUAUACCCACUGCAAAGAAAGAUAUCGGAUGCCAAAUCACGAGAUCUGGUGAUCUAUAUUUGGGCUCAUGCGGUGGUGGCCAGCAUUCCAGUCUUUGCUGUGACCCAUGUGUCAGACAUAUAUGCUAUAUCUACUUGUACCGGGCCCUGGAGUUACUCUGUUGGCCAUUUAGCAUAUGUUAUCACUUACAACCUUACCACUGUGGUUUUACCAGUGACUGUGGUAUUUCUCUUUAUGAUCCUCAUCCGCAAGGCAUUGAGCGCUAGCCAGAAGAAAAAAGUCAUUAUAGCUGCCUUAAGAACCCCUCAAAAUACAAUCUCUAUUCCUUAUGCCUCCCAGAGAGAAUCUGAACUUCAUGCCAUGCUGCUCUCUAUGGUUAUGAUUUUUAUUUUCUGCAGUAUUCCCUAUAUGACUAUGGUGGUUUAUCAUGCUGUCCUGGAUUCUUCUGAUACCUCUGUAUACUUGCUUCUUACUGCUAUCUGGUUGCCUAAAAUAUCGCUGCUGGCCAACCCACUCCUCUUCCUGACCGUUAACAAAUCUGUACGGAAAUGUUUAAUAGGGACGAUACUGCAAUUACACCGAAGGUAUAGUCGGAGGAACAUAGUCAGUUCCGGGGAGGCCAAUCUGGAAUCUCACGUUCGUUCUGGCAGCCAACUCCUAGAAAUGUUUCACAUUGGGCAGCAGCAAAUUUUCAAGCCCACAGAGCAUAAAAAUGAAGCUCAAUCUGUGGACCUCAAUGAUUACCAACAGGAGGAGAUGCCCACAACCAGCUUAGAUAUAGGACAAGCCCAAAUUCAGAGGUCUGUUUGUCCCGCAGUUGCAGAAUCUGCUGCACAAAUAGCACCAGCUUUCUCUACAGAAGCCGAAUCGGCCAAAGAAAAGUAUUCUACACAACUGGGCUUUGGACCUUUUGAGUUGCCACCACAGUGGCUACCUGAAAACCGGAAUGGUAAGAAACGACUUCUGCCUCCUUUAGGAAAUACACCAGAAGAGCUGAUCCAGACAAAGCAACCCAAGGAUAAAUCAGAACGAAAAGUGAGCAGAAACAAUAAAGUCAGCAUCUUCCCCAAAACGGAUUCCUAG